AUGGACACCUGGAAUCACACAAUUGUGGUUGAUUUCAUCCUCAAGGGACUCACAGAUUCCAAGGAGAUGAAGCUGGUCCUUUCCAUGCUCUUUAUCCUCAUAUACCUGAUUACUGUGCUGGGGAAUGUAGGCAUGAUAUUGCUCAUUCGAUUAGAUGUCCAGCUUCACACUCCCAUGUACUUCUUUCUCACCCAUCUGUCAUUACUUGACCUCAGUUACUCAAAUGUCAUCACACCCAAAACCUUACAGAUCCUGCUGACUUCCUCCAAGCAUAUCUCCUUCAUAGGCUGCUUCACACAGAUGUUCUUCUUUGUCCUCUUGGCUGCUACUGAAUGCGUUCUUCUCUCCUCCAUGGCCUAUGAUCGCUACGUAGCUAUCUGCAAUCCUCUACACUAUCCAGUCAUUAUGUCCACAAGCCUUUGCCGUGCCCUCCUCACUGUGUCCUAUGUGAUUGGAGCUAUGGAGUCUAUGAUCAAUGUGCUUUGCAUGAGAAAGGUCCAAUUAUGUAGAUCCAAUGUAAUCUAUCACUAUUUUUGUGACACAUCACCAAUUUUAGCCCUGUCUUGCAGUGACACUCAUGACAUUGAACUCAUGAUAUUUAUUUUAGCUGGUUCUACUCUAAUAAUGUCUCUUGUGAUACUUUCUGUAUCUUAUAUAUCUAUUCUUUCUACCAUCUUAAAAAUCAAUUCUGUUUCAGGAAAGCAAAAAGCCUUCUCUACUUGUGCCUCCCAUCUCCUGGGAGUCACCAUCUUUUACAGCACCAUGAUGUUUACUUAUCUAAAACCAAGUAAGUCCUACACCUUGGGAAAGGAUCAAGUGGCUUCUGUUUUUUACACUAUUGUGAUCCCCAUGCUGAAUCCACUCAUCUAUAGUCUGAGAAACAAAGAAGUGAAAAAUGCAUUCCUUAGAGUCUUACACAGGAGAGAGGGCUGCAAGUAA
This is a messenger RNA of Jaculus jaculus (lesser Egyptian jerboa), 939 nucleotides long. Its product is annotated as olfactory receptor 8H1-like. Bases 1 to 939 code for a protein of 312 amino acids. The transcript has a single exon. NCBI's taxonomy places the organism in Eukaryota, Metazoa, Chordata, Mammalia, Rodentia, Dipodidae. Gene Ontology annotation, molecular function: olfactory receptor activity; G protein-coupled receptor activity; odorant binding. Gene Ontology annotation, biological process: G protein-coupled receptor signaling pathway; sensory perception of smell. Gene Ontology annotation, cellular component: membrane. The record is from RefSeq and is a predicted model, not a curated record.